CCGUAAUAUUAACCCAUGGGGGAUCCAGGGCUUCAUUUUUCGGCACAAGGAUCCAUAGCUUCUACAGGGACCCGAGAGGCAAAGAAAGCAGGCAGUAGAGAGAGCGAGGGAGAGAAAAAGAUGUCGAAGAAGAACAAUCUAGCGAAGAGAAAAAAACAGCACGAGUUCGACCUCCAAAGGGAAAAGGUGGAAAAAGAAAAGAGAGAAAAGAAGCUGCAAGCAAAGAAGUCCAGGAUGAAGAUUGAUGUUAGUGACAUGAAAAGAAAGAAGAAAAGUUCAGGAAUGUUUCAGAUUGGGAAGAAAAAGGUGAAAACCAGAUUGUCAGCUUUGGCGAAGGCUAAAGCAGCCCAAGCAAUGGAGAUUGACAAACAGUCUUAGAUUUAUGUAUAUGGUUAAGUCACCAUUCUGUAGUUUGUUAUACUACGGUGACUCAGUAAAGUGUGCCAUUUACUUUGACCCUUUCAGCACAGUUUUGCAGCUGCAGCGGCACUUUCUGACCUUUGGCUAUCUUCCUUCUGCUAGUGUACUUGCCAUUUGUUCUGCAAGUGGAUAGCAUCGAAUUGAAAUCUCAUGUUUCUGCUGGUUGACUUGGCUGUGUUGAUGGUGUGAAAAUUACACUAUUCUCUAAAUGGUCUAUAAUGCACCUAAGAGUUGAUUGCCCCAUGACAGGCAUUGGAGUAAAGUAGGAGCGACUUUCUGUUUUUUUUUUUCUUUUUGGCUUUAUUGCGGAUGCUUCUUUCAUGAUAUAUUGUUAUAGAUUGUAAAGAACCUGCACGGUUGAUAUUGCUUGUUCAUAAAGGUUUAUGAUUCAUGCCA
Messenger RNA from Phoenix dactylifera (date palm), 816 nucleotides. Lineage: Eukaryota; Viridiplantae; Streptophyta; Magnoliopsida; Arecales; Arecaceae. The record is from RefSeq and is a predicted model, not a curated record.